Molecule: messenger RNA, 6652 nt
Organism: Fundulus heteroclitus (mummichog)
Lineage: Eukaryota; Metazoa; Chordata; Actinopteri; Cyprinodontiformes; Fundulidae
Gene: efr3a
Product: EFR3 homolog A (S. cerevisiae)
Exons: 25
Coding region: 442-3045 (867 amino acids)
Biological process (GO): protein localization to plasma membrane
Cellular component (GO): plasma membrane
Source: RefSeq, a predicted model, not a curated record
GGCCCACGCAUACUUAUACCCAGAAAAACUGAUGUUCACACGUUCUAAAAUGCUGCAGUCCUUCAUCAGCAGGUUGUCUCAGUAAGUCAGCAGGACUCCGCUCCAAUCAGGUUGAUUGAAAAGGCUUUUGACUGUCAUAAUCCCAGCAAACAAACACUUUGCCGUCCAUUGGGCUCUGUUUCCUGUGUUUCUCUCAGAGGAGUCAUUAGAGAGUUUAAGGGCGCUUUAAAUGCACACACUGGGCUCUGCAGAGCUGCUGCUGCUGCUGUCGGCGAGGGGAAACACAAACACUGCAAGGUCAGUGAUGACUGCCGGUGUCUGAGGUAGAGGAGGGUGGCAAAGAGAGGCACAGGGGGAGAGAGACGGUGGGCACAGAGACGGGACCAGACGGAGGCGUCCAAGUCCACCUGGGAGGCCAUUCGCUGCUUCAACUCCAGCAAGAUGGAUUCAGAGAACAAUGAGUCGGGGGUGUGUGGCUGCUGUGGGCCGCUGAGGCCGAGGUACAAGCGACUGGUGGACAACAUCUUCCCAGAGGAUCCCAAGGAUGGCCUCAGUAAGUCCGACAUGGAGAAGCUGACCUUCUACGCCGUGUCGGCGCCGGAGAAGCUGGACAGAAUCGGCGCGUACCUGGCUGAGAGGCUGAGCAGAGACGUGGUGCGGCAUCGCUACGGGAAUGUGGUGAUCGCCAUGGAGGCUCUGGACCAGCUGCUGAUGGCCUGUCACUCUCAGAGCAUCAAGCCCUUCGUGGAGAGCUUCCUGCACAUGGUGGCCAAGCUGCUGGAGUCCAGAGAGCCGGACCUGCAGGUCCUGGGGACCAACUCGUUCGUGAAGUUCGCCAACAUCGAGGAGGACACGCCUUCCUACCAUCGCCGCUACGACUUCUUCGUCUCUCAGUUCAGCGCCAUGUGCCACUCCACGCACGAAGACCCAGAGACCAGAACCAAGAUCCGUGUGGCUGGGAUCAAAGGUCUGCAGGGUGUGGUGAGGAAGACGGUGAACGACGAGCUGCAGGCCAUCAUCUGGGAGCCUCAGCACAUGGACAAGCUGAUUCCCUCCAUGCUGUUCAACAUGCAGGACUCUGAAGAUCUAGACAGGGCGGGGCAUCCCAGCACGCCUUCGGGGACGGGUCAGGAUGGCGAGGAGAACCCGGCGGUGCUGGCCGAGAACUGCUUCAGGGAGCUGCUGGGCCGAGCCGCCUAUGGCAACAUGAAGAACGCCGUCCGGCCCGUGUUGGUUCACCUGGACCAUCAUCACCUGUGGGAUCCCAAUGAGUUUGCAGUGUCCUGCUUCAGAAUCAUCAUGUACUCCAUCCAGGCUCAGCACUCGCACCACGUGAUCCAGCAGGUCCUGAACCACCUGGACAGUCACAACAAGAGCACGCCGCGGCUCAGAGCCGGCAUCGUCCAGGUGCUGCUGGAGACGGUGGCCAUCGCUGCUAAAGGAUCCGUGGGAAUGAUUCACGAGUCCAAGGGAAGCGACGUGUUCAACUUUGAAAGCGAAAACCCGACUCCUCCCAAUCUGUGGCUCGGUCCGACGGUGCUGGAGGUCUUCAACACGCUGCUGAAGCACCUGAGGAUGAGCGUGGACUUCGAGCUGGGCGAGAGCUUCAGGAGGAACUCCAGCAGCAGCGUCUCGUCCGUCCGCGGCAAAGAGAGCGACGAGCGCAUCGUCCAGAACGCCAUCAUCCAGACCAUCGGGUUUUUCGGUGGAAAUCUGCCGGAUUACCAGCGAGCUGAAGUCAUGAUGUUCAUCAUGGGGAAAGUGCCAGUGUACGGGACCCCCUGCCACACCAUCGACACGGUUAAUAUCGGGCACCAGGGCACCAAGAGGAUCCAGACCAUGCUGCUCAGCUCCCUCAUCAUGGUGACCUCCGGGUUCAAGUCCAAGUCCAUGUCUGCUGCGUUGCCGCCGCCCUUCCUGGACCCGCUCUUCUCCAUCUCGCUGAUGGAGGACAGCGAGCUGAGGCAGCUGGUCCUCGAGAUCCUCCACAACAUCAUCGACCGGCACGAUAACCGCGCCAAGCUGCGCGGCAUCAGAAUUAUCCCCAAUGUUGCAGCGCUGAAGAUUAAAAGAGAGAAGAUCUCUAAGCAAGAUGUUGCAUUCAUGAAAAAGCACGGUCAGCAGCUCUACCGCCACGUCUAUCUGGGCUGCAAAGAGGAAGACAACAACCACAAAAACUUUGAGCUGCUCUUCACAACCCUGGCCAUUCUCACCAUCGAGCUGGCCAAUGAGGACGUGGUCGUGGACCUGAUCCGACUCUCCAUCGCUCUGCAGGAAAUGGCUCUGAACAACGAGGAGAACAUGCCCAUGUCCAUCCGCUGCGGCAUCAUGGCGCUCGUGGCGGCGUACCUCAACUUCCUGAGUCAGAUGAUCGCCAACCCGCCGUUCUGUCAGCACGUCAGUAAGGUAAUCGAGUUGAGAAACAUGGACGCUCCGUACCUCCUGCCUGAGCACAUCUUCAGAGACAAGUGUCCUCUUCCUGAAUCCUUGGACAAAGAUGACAGGCAGCUGUAUUUCCAAACGGCCGACAUGGCCGAGUGUCUGGCAGGGCCGGGGUACAACGUGGAGAGGUUGUCUGUCCCGUACAUCCCCCAGGUCACAGUGCUUUACACAGUAGGAAAAAUCCUCCACAGGUGCAAGCAGACAUCCAGAGACCGUCUGACCAGGAGGAAGAGCUUUGUGGACACCAUCUCCCUCCAAGUGGACAUCAUGUCCAACAGCCUCCCAGAUAAGCAGUCGGAGUUGGCGGAGGAGAUCACGUUUGAGACCCUGAAGAAGGCCAUCGAUACAACCGGUUUGGAGGAGCAGGAGAGGGAGAAGAGGCGUCAGGUGAUGGAGAAGUUCCAGAAGGCUCCGUUUGAGGAGAUCGCUGCUCACUGCGAGUCAAAGGCCAACAUGCUCCACGACCGCCUGGCCCAAAUCUUUGAGCUAACGAUCCGGCCUCCCCCCAGCCCGUCCGGAGUGGUCUCCAUCUCUACGGGACACACCCAGCAUCCGUCUGUCCCCGUCUACGAGAUGAAGUUCCCGGACCUGUGCGUCUACUGAACAAAGACGUGACUCCAAACGUAGACGAGGAACAACAGCAGCUGCAACCGCCACACUCUGCUUUUCCUCCAAUCAGCGUCAAAUCUGACCCAGCAGAGCGCCGCCAUGUUGUUUCUCUGACUUCACCGACCCUAAACAGACUCACCAAGAACAAAACCCAGAACAACGCAAACCGCUUUAAGUUGCCGUGGUGACGUGUCGAUGCUCCAGCUUCACGCCUUGUAGAUAAACUCCAGAAUAAACUCUGCUGUUAGGGGAAAAGAUUCAAACUACAGGUUUUAGCUGCUUCUUAAUAGACACCAGUAGUGGAAUAGUAGUAGAAAAAUCUAAAGCAGCCUCAGAGUUUAGUCUUACGUUCUGCUCCGCCAGAUCUCCUGUAUUUACUCUGAAAUAUCUGCCAAUCUUCACACCUGCUCAGCGGAUAAAAUCACAGUUCAGUUUAAAAGGCUCACGGUUGGUGAAACUAAACCACAGCUCUAAAUGUUCAACGUUCUCCAAAGUUGCAACUUUCACGUCGAUUCUUGGAUUAAAGUCUGGCAAAAUUUAACAAUAUUGCCAAACUAUAUAUCUGAUAAAGUUUUUUUUUUGUUUGUUUUUCAUUUUUCUCAACAAUAAAUUAGAAAACGAUCUUAUAAAAGACAGCUGGGACAUAAUUUUAGGUGUGUAUUUAUUCAUUUAAAUAUCAAUUUACCAGGAAUAAUCCAAACAAACACAUUUUGCUUCAUCUUUGCAAAUUAAAUAUGGGAAAAACUAUAAAGACAGGUGUUAAAAAUCUGAUUAUUUCAAUAGUUUCUUCUUUAAACCCUGGUUUUCCUGCCCCUGCUGUUCUUGGACUGAGCUGCAGGUUGGAAAACAUUUCUAACUACAGGCACAACAACCAGUGGAAACUAAUGGUGGAAAAUUAAUUAAGAUUCAAAUAUCAUAAGGAUAAAGAAAAAAAGAUAAAUUCUGCCAAAUUUGACUUUGUCUUGUGACUUUAUUACAACAUCCAAGAUCAAAUAUUUCACAUCCGUGGAGAAAAAUACAAUUUCUUUAAUUUCCUCCAUCAUUAUUAGAUUUAUGAACAGAAAACAGAAAAGCAGAGUGAAAUCUAAGCCUCCUAAUGCGUCCCUGUGUUUUAUUUUUACUUUUCAAAGUGCAGUUCAGGUUAGAAACAGUAGGGGGCAGCACAUCCGGAUUUAAAGCAUGCUAUUUAUACCAAGUGGUCUGAAAUUAUGUUACAAAUAGUAAAAAAAUCUACCAGAACACCUUGAUUUCUUUAACGCAACGUUGGAAAAACUUGAAAUGUGAACGAGUCGAUCACCAGAUCUUAACGGCUAGCUAACCCAGAGUGGUGGUAAGUUUGCAGAGUUGGAGCAAUUUUUAUGUUAACUGUGAAGAUUUAUGUGUUCUGGCCGGUUAUCAGAACUUUCCUCUAAUCUGAGUUCAGUGAGAGGAAAACCUGCUGAAGGUGAAUCUGGUCCUAAUGUGUUGGAUGUGGAUGUUUGUUGUCAGUCAUGCCCACCAUGCUACUUGAAAAGUGAAUUUUGACGGUUUUUAAUCACCAGCCUGAGCCUGUUACAGCUGAACUGUAGAUUAUUGGUUUCGUAUCCGUAACUAGUCUGUGGUGAAGCCGUAUCCUGUACGUUUACUUGAAUAAAAAAAAGCACCAAAAUCAGCAGAACAUCUAUGACUACGUCUUUAUACAGUAACAGUUUAGGUAGAACCACUGAGUCUCUCACAGGUUGUGUAAUUCCCCGUCAGUGUAAUACCCCCCAUGACCACUAGGGGCUCCAAACCCCUCAUUCAAUGAAAACAAAAAAUACUAAAUCAUUUAACUUUUACUACAAGUCGCUGCAGUCUAGAUUGAAGUAAAGGUAUUUCUUCACAUCUUGUUUAACUAUGGCUCCAAAAACCACGGCUGAAUGCAGAGUUUGAGACCGGGACGUUAUUUGGGUUAAAGUUAACGCUAACAAUAUAGCUAAUAAUGCUUCAUAGAGCCCGCGCUGUCCUGGGAUUCACGGGUUACGGUUGUUUUACAAAAUGGUUAAUUCUCCAAAACUUAUAACGUAUUAAGUUUCUCUGAAUUUACAGGAUACUUUCUCAGUUCCUACAUGACACUUAAAAUUUGGCAAUUUAUUUUUUUCAAGAGGCGUAAGUCAGACAACCUGAUAUCUACAUCCUGAUAGUUUUCCUCAUACUUACAAGCUGCUUUUUUCGUGCUUUUCGGGAAUUUGGUGGGUAUUAUAAAAGGAGACUGGACGGUAUUUAUAUAGGACAGAUAGUAGGGAACCAGAAAUGUAACCUGUAAAGCAAAAUAUACGCAGUUUUUACCUGCUAGCUUGUCCGGUUUGAACAAUAUGCGCUGCGAGUACUAGAAGGUAGGUAAGUUUCAGGAAGUAACCAAAGUUCUCUGUAUCCUGUAGGCUCCAGGAGAGCAUAGCUAUUCCCAACGUUGUGAAAACGCUCAGGUUGAAGUCGGGGAAGUGUUGGUUUAAGAAACUAGAUUUGGCUGUGGUUGUUUGGAGCGCCAUAAGUCUUUGUAGAUGUUGUAAAAAGAACCUGCACGACCCGCUGGCGUAGUUAGACGCUGAAAAGUGUAUAAAAGCACAUAACCUGCUCGUUGCCUCAUGAAAUUAGGAGAUUGUCCAUCUUCUCUUCAAGCUUCCCGUUGAUCCACCAGCUUUUGUACAGAAAUCUGAUUUAAAGGGAACGUAUUCUGACCACGAGUGGGAGCGAACUGAGCCGUUUGUCACCUUUAGCCCGUAAACACGUUGGAUUCCUGCGCUUUUCUCCACGUUACGUCUCGUUUCCACUCACCAGGGUUAAAUCAGCUGACCUCGUAGUUUAUUAGCUUUUUUUUUUUCCCUUUUGAACACUCGAGGAGGCGCUCUACAUAAAAACUCGCUGUGAAACAAAAUCCAUCUAAACUCGACCUCUCGCCGCCGACGGGAGAAUCGUCUGUUUUUAGAUGGAAAACGCAGGGAAUGCGUCGUUAAAGCAGCAGAUCAUAUAUUUUUGUAUAUUUUAUGCAUCGCAUGGUUCGGUUGUUGCCUGCUAGAGAUUUAAAAACAUAUCGUAUCAUUGAAAAUGCUGAAUCACUGUUGUUUACGUCAUUGUCUUGGGUUUAAAUCGGAUCAUGCAGCCGUUAUUCCUGCAGGAGAGAUUGUCUUUUCUUUUUUUUCAAUCGUAGAAAUUAUUUUAUCAAUUGAAAUGAGCUGUUAUAGAAAUAUAUUUUUUAGAUCUUGGGUGCAAUCUAGAAAUUUGCCAUCUGUUUAUUUUAUUCUUUUCCCAAAGAUGUCGGCUGUGGUUUUAGUCAGAAAUCGUCUCAAAGAUCAACGCACCAGCACAGAAAAACGUUUCCUCUUCAGCCGCCAUCUUGGAAAAAAACACACAAAAAAACGAGACCUGAAGUCAAAGUUAAAACCCAAACAUCAAACGACUUCUUUUCUUUCUUGCACAUGAACGUUUGUCAGUAUUAGCUGUUGAGGGCAGGUCCUCUGGAGCAGAUGGAUGCAUGAAUCUGAGCUUUGUGAGAGAAUAGGGACCAGCAGGCUCUGUCAUUUCAAACCGAGUCGACAUGCAAAAAAACGGCUCAAGGUUGCACUUUGAUCUGAAGGUACUGAAG